CGGGUCUGCUUUGCUCCAGGUGUCUGUCGCCGAGCACACCAUCGGGCGCGCUAAGAUCGGACGCUAGGAAACCUUACCCACGGCUUCUGGGGCGACACUCUUUGGAUCCGUCAUGGCAUGAUCCGCACCCCCGCCGUCCAGGGCCAUCACGGGUAGCGGUUCCCCGGAGGUCCGCAAGGUCCGUCUCCAAAAAGCCCAAGUCGCGCCACCCGUCAACUCUGCCAUCGCCACUAACCGUCAAGUCAAGAUUCGCCUCGCGCUUCCACGACGACGACGACGACGACGACGACGACGACACGAUGAACAACUUCAUCACGGGCGCCGCCAUGGGCGCCGCCCUCACCACAGCCGGGGUCUACGCGCCCGACAUCAUCCUCUCGCAAUUCAAGUUCCAGGACUUCACCAUGCUGCAGACCUUCCUCUCCGCCGCCGCCGGCAGCACCCUCGUCGUAACAGCCGCCCAAACACUGCACCUGACCGCCCUCCCGCCGCGGCCCUGCGCCUCCCUGGGCCUCGGUUGCCUCGGCACGCGCUACGACGGCAACCUGCUCGGCGGCGCGCUGCUGGGCGCGGGGAUGGCCGUGUCGGGCGCCUGUCCCGGCACCGUCCUCGCGCAGCUGGGCGUCGGCGUCGCGUCUGGCCGGUGGGCGCUGGCCGGCACCGUGCUGGGGGGUGUCGUCUGGAGCGGGAUUGUCAAGGGAUGGAGGCGGGGUGGUGGUUUCGGGAGUGCUCGGGAACAGCAGGGGACGGGGACGGUGGGGAGGGGCGCGGCGGAGGGAGAUGGGAAGAAGAAGAUGAAAGAAGAAGCGCGGGAGGCGGAAAUGCCGCUGACGGUGUACGACGCGCUGGGCGUCAGCCGCGGCGCGCUGCUGGUCGGGCUGGAGGCCGUGCUCGUGCUGGGGGUCGCGGCGUGCGCGCGGUUCGCGAACGCCGGCGCCGCCGAGGCCAGGGGAGUUCCGCCGUAUCUCGGCGGGCUGGCCAUCGCGGCCGCGCAGUUGGUGUCGAUCGUGCUGAGGGGGUCGUUGCUGGGCGCGUCGACCGGGUUUGAGGAGCUCGGUGGCUGGGUGUGGGGCGCGAGCAGGAAGUACGCGAACGUGCUCUUCUCCGCCGGCGUGGUGGCCGGCGCGUGGAUCAUCUCGGCCGCCGUGCCGGCGCUGCGGCCGAUCACCGACGUGGCCGUCUCGCCGGCCAGGUCGGUCCUGGGCGGCUUCAUGAUCGUGUUCGGGUCGAGGAUGGCGGGCGGCUGCACGUCCGGGCACGGCAUCAGCGGGCUGUCGCUCAUGUCCAUCUCGAGCUUCCUGACGGCGGCGGCGAUAUUUGGGGCUGGGGGUGUGACGGGGCUGUUGAUGGGCUGAGUGAACUACAGCAAAUGCUCGGAACUUUAGGUAGGCUCAGUGUGGCUUGCUUUUUGGGCCUCCAGCCUGAGCUGUGUCUUGUGUUGUGUAUUCUACCAGGGCGGACUAGAACUCGAAGCCCAGGCUUUCUACAGGUGUUUAUUCAAACCUUGGUCCUACGAGUCAACUCACGCUGCUCUCAAACUCUAGUGCUCCUGACAGCGGGUGGGUUUGGAUAUGGGACAUUGAAUAGGACGAGAAGGCGCGAGGUGCCGCCGUUGAGUUCUGAUAGAUUCCUCUCUGGAGACACAACGCUCUCGAGACGCACGUAGGUGCG
Thermothielavioides terrestris NRRL 8126 is the source of this 1671-nucleotide messenger RNA. RefSeq lists its product as uncharacterized. Lineage: Eukaryota; Fungi; Ascomycota; Sordariomycetes; Sordariales; Chaetomiaceae. The transcript is spliced from 2 exons. The record is from RefSeq and is a predicted model, not a curated record. Gene Ontology annotation, cellular component: plasma membrane. The coding region runs from base 300 to 1355 and encodes 351 amino acids.